AUUUUCUCUUUCUCGUGACUCCCUAGUUGCAAUUUUGUUAUUCCCAAUCGUUUAUAUAUAAUGUCACCUUUCUUUCCUUCUUCCUCUCAAACCCAAACAUAACACAUUAUUAAUCACUACACAAAAAAUGGGUAACUGUUCUCUAAAAAGCUCAGCAUCACCGUCCAACAAAACACAAACCACUAUCCGUAUAAUGACGGAUUCGGGUCGAGUGAUUGUAAUCGAUGGUCCGAAGCUAGCUCAAGUAGUUCUCGAUGAUUUCCCGGGUUAUGGAAUCUACCAAAAGGGUCAUCUUUCACUGCCGUUGUUCGAGGAUGAACUUCUUGUUAACGGUCAAGUUUACUAUCUUUUACCAUUUGGGGUCUCUAGUAGUAAGACCUUAUCCGCCGUAACGGUGGAAGCGCCGCCGUCGAAUGAGGUGGUGAGCUUCAGGAAGGAUCAAAGCUCUGCUUUUGAGGUAUUGCCGUCGAGGGGAAAUGGAGUUUGGAGGGUGAAAAUGGCGAUUGAUCGUACGGAGUUGGAGGAGAUGUUGUCGGGGAAUGCUGAGGCUUUAAUACAGAUGAUGAGAUCGGCUGCGAAGUCGUCGGAAAAGUCGCCGGAGAGGGGUUUCAGGUGGAAAUCAAUGGGUGUGAUUACUGGUAGUUUGAAAAGUCCGGCAGCUCCCCGGAGGCUUACUAGUUGCUAGUGUUUACUAAAACUCUAAAAGAUUCUUACUUAAUUAUGGGGUUAUUGUAAUCUUGUGGAUAAUUAUGUAAUACAGCGUAAUUUGAUGGAUUAAUUAUGUUGUUCGUGUGCA
This is a messenger RNA of Spinacia oleracea (spinach), 796 nucleotides long. RefSeq lists its product as uncharacterized. The record is from RefSeq and is a predicted model, not a curated record. The transcript has a single exon. The coding region runs from base 128 to 685 and encodes 185 amino acids. NCBI's taxonomy places the organism in Eukaryota, Viridiplantae, Streptophyta, Magnoliopsida, Caryophyllales, Amaranthaceae.